Molecule: messenger RNA, 204 nt
Organism: Racocetra fulgida
Lineage: Eukaryota; Fungi; Glomeromycota; Glomeromycetes; Diversisporales; Gigasporaceae
Source: the annotation of a GenBank genome assembly
AUGGCCAUGUCACAACAAGACGAAGAAAGACUACAAGAAGAAUCCCUUGAACAAGUUCAAGAAACUCUUGAUAAAGGUGACGAGGAUGAGGAUGAAGAAAAAUUGUUUGAAGAAUUAGAAAAGGACGACGAUUCUGUGAUUGCAAAUCUUCGCGAACGAAGGAUGGAACAACUGAAACAAGAGUAUGCGUCUGAAAAAUUAUAA